Molecule: messenger RNA, 3261 nt
Organism: Medicago truncatula (barrel medic)
Lineage: Eukaryota; Viridiplantae; Streptophyta; Magnoliopsida; Fabales; Fabaceae
Product: ATP-dependent DNA helicase At3g02060, chloroplastic
Exons: 13
Coding region: 142-2616 (824 amino acids)
Molecular function (GO): nucleic acid binding; ATP binding
Source: RefSeq, a predicted model, not a curated record
UUUCUGUUCUUAAGAUAUUUCUACUUUCAUUCUUGGUCCAAACCUCUCCGAAAAUCCCCUUAAUUUUCAUCUCUCUCUGUAUUAUCCUCUCCAAAGAUUCAAACUUUCCAAUGUCACCUUAAAACCCAUCUCCUCAAUUCAAUGACUUCUCUUCUCCCAUCUCCACAACUCAUUUCCACACACCCCUUCACCAAACUCACCUCCCCCCUAAAACCACGUCACCUCUUCUUCCUCAACCACCCUUUUCACCACAAAACCAUUAAAAAACUACUUUUUACACCACCCUUUUACCCCCUCAAUGCAGUCCACACACAAGGACUCUAUGCCCCUUCUUCACCCUCCAAAACUGACAAACUUGACCCUGAAAAUGACCCUAUCUCAACCCUUAACCAACGCAUUCGUCAGGAAUAUGGCAAAAGAAAGGUUUCUAGGAAUGUAAUGGACUCUGAAGAAGCUGAUAAGUAUAUACAAAUGGUCAAGGAACAACAGCAAAGGGGGUUGCAGAAGCUUAAGGGUGAUAGAGAGGGUAAAGAUGGUACCUUUAGUUAUAAGGUAGACCCUUACACACUUCGUUCUGGGGACUAUGUUGUGCAUAAGAAAGUUGGUAUUGGGAGAUUUGUUGGGAUUAAAUUCGAUGUUUCGAAGAAUUCGAUAGAACCUACUGAGUAUGUUUUUAUUGAGUAUGCUGAUGGAAUGGCUAAGCUUCCUGUUAAACAGGCUUCUAAAAUGCUCUAUAGAUAUAGUCUUCCAAAUGAAAACAAAAAGCCUAGGGCAUUGAGCAAGUUGAAUGAUACCAGUGCAUGGGAGAAAAGAAAGACUAAAGGGAAGGUUGCCAUACAGAAGAUGGUUGUUGACUUGAUGGAGCUCUAUCUGCAUAGGCUUAAACAAAGAAGGCCUCCCUAUCCUAUGAGCCCUGUCGUGGCUGAAUUCGCAGCUAAAUUUCCUUAUGAACCUACGCCGGAUCAGAAACAGGCUUUUAUUGAUGUUGAGAAGGAUUUGACGGAGCGAGAAACUCCAAUGGACAGGUUAAUUUGUGGAGAUGUUGGUUUUGGUAAAACUGAGGUUGCGAUGCGUGCCAUCCACUGUGUUGUCGCAGCUAAAAAGCAAGCAAUGGUUCUUGCACCGACAAUAGUUCUAGCAAAACAACAUUUUGAUGUUAUUUCAGAGCGCUUUUCUGUAUAUCCUGAUAUUAAAGUUGGACUGCUAAGCAGGUUUCAGACCAGAUCAGAGAAGGAAGCAUACUUGGAAAUGAUUAAGAAUGGUGACUUGGAUAUUAUUGUUGGAACUCACUCGCUCUUAGGAAACCGCGUUGUUUAUAACAAUCUUGGCCUGCUUGUUGUUGAUGAGGAGCAGAGGUUUGGUGUCAAACAGAAGGAGAGGAUUGCUUCUUUUAAAACUUCUGUGGACGUACUUACUUUAUCUGCAACGCCUAUACCACGGACUCUUUAUUUAGCAUUGACAGGAUUUCGUGAUGCUAGUUUAAUUUCAACUCCACCUCCAGAAAGAGUUCCUAUCAAGACUCAGCUUUCAUCAUUCAGUAAGGACAAAGUAAUUUCAGCCAUCAAGUAUGAGCUGGAUCGUAGUGGCCAAGUUUUUUAUGUUCUGCCACGUAUUAAAGGACUGGAAGAAGCAAUGGAAUUUCUUGAAGAGGCAUUCCCCGAUGUGGAAAUAGCCGUUGCCCAUGGGAAGCAAUUCUCAAAACAAUUAGAGGAUACCAUGGAGAAGUUUACUCUAGGUGAAAUAAAAAUCCUUAUCAGUACAAAUAUAGUUGAAAGUGGGCUUGACAUUCAAAAUGCAAACACCAUCAUCAUUCAGGAUGUUCAACAAUUUGGCCUUGCACAGUUGUACCAGUUGCGAGGAAGGGUUGGGCGGGCAGACAAGGAAGCUUAUGCAUACUUAUUUUAUCCUGACAAGAGUCUGCUAACUGAUCAAGCAUUGGAAAGGCUUGCAGCUCUUGAAGAAUGUCGUGAACUUGGUCAAGGCUUCCAACUAGCUGAGAGAGACAUGGGUAUAAGAGGUUUUGGUACUAUUUUCGGCGAGCAACAAACAGGAGAUGUUGGAAACGUUGGCAUUGAUCUUUUCUUUGAGAUGCUCUUUGAGAGUUUAUCCAAGGUUGAAGAUCACCGUGUUGUUUCAGUUCCUUAUCACUCGGUGCAGGUUGACUUAAACAUCAAUCCUCACCUCUCUUCUGAAUACAUAAAUCAUCUCGAGAACCCUAUGGAAAUAAUAAAUGAAGCUGAGCGAGUUGCUGGGGAAGACAUCUGGAGUUUAAUGCAAUUUACAGAGAACUUCCGCCGCCAAUAUGGCAAAGAACCUCGCCCAAUGGAGCUUAUCUUAAAGAAGCUUUACUUGAGGAGAAUGGCGGCUGAUAUAGGGGUAACCAGAAUUUACUCUUCAGGGAAGACGGUGUUUAUGAAAACAAACAUGAAUAAAAAGGUUUUCAAGAUGAUGACAGAGUCGAUGACAUCGGAUAUAUAUAAAGAUUCAUUGGUUCUUGAGGGUGACCAAAUUAAGGCUGAACUUCUAUUAGAGCUACCAAAAGAACAGCUUCUUAAUUGGAUAUUUAACUGCAUGGCUGAACUUCAUGCUUCACUAGCAGCCCUCAUAAAGUACUAGCUAGGUUCUUUGCCUGUUUGAUUCAACCAACAUGUAAGUUGGAAACUUGAUUCACUGCCUACAUCACAAUUAUAAACAUUAGGCGAAUUUACUAUGUUGAAAGGCUGCAAACUAACCACGGCGGACGCAAAACAAGAUUUGUAUUGCAUGAUCAUCUUUGCAGUGCAGGGCAUCAGAACAAAUUGAGACAAUCAGUCGACACUAGUGACAGUGAUCUUCUUUUUAUCAUGAUAUAAAAUCAGAGCACGGAGCCACAAUAUGGUUAGUUACAAGCUGCAAAAUUGUGCUUCUGGUUUGCAUGCAUUAUACAAAGACAUAGGCAUGAAGAUACAAGAAGGCAAAUGGUUAUUAAUCUGAUUAGCUUCAAUUUUGCACUCUUAAAACAACUUCACUUUCAAGAGCUACAUACAAUGACCUAAAGCUCUCAUCUAGUAAAACUUAGAAUCAAAAUGACUAUAAUUUAUCUUUUGUAUAUGACCACACACAUUCUUUUCCUCAUUUUUGUCGUCGUAAGGUUUCAUUAGUUACCUGAUCUAGAGAAAUUCUGUGUAAAGAUUUGGAGUCACAGUCUAGCUAAUACACUGCUGAAUGGUGCAAUUUUGUUGUAUUAUUAUUAAGAAAUGUCCUAUUGGUUAUAGUUCUUGC